Zootermopsis nevadensis is the source of this 1422-nucleotide messenger RNA. It is a transcript of the gene Rpt3, whose product is annotated as 26S proteasome regulatory subunit Rpt3. Gene Ontology annotation, molecular function: ATP binding; ATP hydrolysis activity. Lineage: Eukaryota; Metazoa; Arthropoda; Insecta; Blattodea; Termopsidae. The record is from RefSeq and is a predicted model, not a curated record.
ACUGCUACCAACAGUAGAACACGUACUCAGGAGAACCACGUACGUUGGGUUGGUCACAUAUCAACGAAUGACUAGCUGAUUGUGGACGGUUUAGUGUUGAAGUUUCAUACAAAGUAAAGUAAAAUGGAAGAAAUAGGAAUUAUAUUACCUGAUAAGGAGGAGAAUAGUCAGGAUUCCAAGCCGAUUUCAGGGCCUAUAAUUGGUGCAGGUGAAGAGUUAGACGUAGAAGAUCUUUAUACAAAAUACAAGAAAUUGCAGCGGCAGCUUGAGUUCCUUGCAGUUCAGGAGGAGUACAUCAAGGAUGAGCAGCGUAACCUGAAGAAGGAGUACCUCCACGCACAGGAGGAGGUGAAGCGCAUCCAGAGCGUUCCUCUCGUCAUAGGGCAGUUCCUGGAAGCUGUCGACCAGAAUACUGGCAUUGUAGGCAGCACAACAGGUUCAAACUAUUACGUGCGGAUAUUGUCCACUAUAGACCGGGAGCUGCUGAAGCCUUCAGCCAGCGUGGCUCUGCACAAGCACAGUAACGCUCUCGUCGACGUGCUACCGCCUGAAGCCGACUCGUCAAUAUCCAUGUUGCAAGCCGAUGAGAAGCCGGAUGUUCAGUAUUCAGAUAUUGGUGGGAUGGACAUGCAGAAGCAAGAGAUCCGAGAAGCCGUCGAACUGCCCUUGACCCAUUUUGAACUGUACAAGCAGAUUGGUAUUGACCCACCACGUGGAGUGCUUAUGUAUGGCCCCCCUGGCUGUGGCAAGACCAUGCUGGCCAAGGCGGUGGCCCACCACACAACGGCCGCGUUCAUCCGAGUGGUGGGAUCAGAAUUCGUGCAGAAGUACCUUGGUGAGGGGCCCCGUAUGGUGCGGGACGUCUUUCGAUUAGCCAAAGAGAACUCGCCAGCCAUCAUAUUUAUCGACGAGAUCGAUGCCAUCGCCACGAAGCGCUUUGAUGCCCAGACCGGUGCAGACAGGGAGGUUCAGCGAAUCUUGCUAGAGCUUCUGAACCAGAUGGAUGGAUUUGAUCAAACCACGAAUGUGAAAGUGAUCAUGGCUACCAACCGUGCAGACACUCUCGACCCGGCUCUACUUCGGCCCGGGCGAUUGGACCGUAAGAUCGAAUUCCCGUUACCAGACAGGCGACAGAAGAGACUUGUAUUCUCUACAAUUACAUCAAGAAUGAACCUCAGUGAGGAAGUGGAUCUAGAAGAUUAUGUGGCGCGUCCUGAUCGCAUCUCUGGUGCAGAUAUCAAUGCCAUCUGCCAGGAGGCCGGAAUGCACGCCGUCCGCGAAAACCGAUACAUCGUCCUUGCGAAGGACUUCGAGAAGGGCUACAAGAACAACAUCAAGAAGGACGAGUCGGAGCACGAAUUCUACAAGUGAAUUGUUUUAAUCUGUGUGGCUUUGUAGUUACUAAUAAAAAGAAAAGAUGGA